AUGGAGAACAACAACAACAACAUCCUGCACUCCUCCAUGAUCCCCGACGGCGUUAAGUCCGAGCACACGCGAUGGGACCUCAACAUCAAAACCGAGCCCCAGGACUAUACCUUUUACUGCGGCCCGGCCAUCAAAUCCGAGCCGGGCAGCCACCAGCAGUGCGUGCCGUCGUUGCUGGAGAAGGACAUGGACGAGAUGCCCCAGCUGCCCGUGCUGUCCUCCGACAUCCUGGACGAGUACCUCCUGAAGGGUGAAGGUGGCUCCCUGAGAGACAAUUCAAACUUCAACAACGAAGAUCUGUUAUCGGACUUGAUGAAUAUAGUGGUGAAUGGCAGUGACUACCUCCCCGAUUUGGCUACAUGCGUGCACGAAGGACCAGCCACGGUUUAG
This is a messenger RNA of Lymnaea stagnalis (great pond snail), 390 nucleotides long. Lineage: Eukaryota; Metazoa; Mollusca; Gastropoda; Lymnaeidae. The record is from the annotation of a GenBank genome assembly.